This is a messenger RNA of Galendromus occidentalis (western predatory mite), 1178 nucleotides long. RefSeq names its product transmembrane protein 147. The coding region runs from base 220 to 873 and encodes 217 amino acids. Lineage: Eukaryota; Metazoa; Arthropoda; Arachnida; Mesostigmata; Phytoseiidae. The record is from RefSeq and is a predicted model, not a curated record. The transcript is spliced from 4 exons.
UUCCGCCGCUGCUAGUUCCACGACGAUGAGUGGCUCGUGAGAGCUAAAUAAUAACUCAAAGGCGCCGGUACAAGACAAGGAAAAGGGAGAACAGAAUCGGUUCCAGAAAUUUUCUUCGGUCUCGUACCCUCGUCUAUCUUAGUCGUCGGAGCUGUGCCCCAGCGGCGAAGUUGAAUAGUACUGAAGCCCGAUUUCGUGGGGAUUCCACUCGGCUUCGAAAUGACUUUGAUACACUUCCUGAACUGUUUAUCGCUCGCCGCGGUGCCUUACGUAAUUACUUACAGACUAUCAGGUUUAUCGGAGCACGGCUGCUUUUGGAAGUGUGUGCAGGCAGCGAGUUGCUAUGCUGUUUGUCAACUCGGGAAAAUGUUAUUCUUAGCUACGUUUGUAAUUGACUCCGUGCCAUACUACGGAGAAGCUCUCCGACAUUCUAUGGAAGUACUCGAUUUGGUCGUGCUCCAGACUGUCAUGAGCAGAGGGGGUGUCUACGGAGACCUUCGCUUCCUUGUAACCGGCUUCAGUUGGGCUGCCGCAGAGUUCAUCUUCACCAGACUCCUGCCUUUCUGGGUGGGGGCCCGAGGCGUAGAGUUUUCCUGGAGAUAUCUGCAAAUGGCCCUCGACUCGAACAUCGGACUUGUAUUCCAUCUGAGCACGGCUAUACUCUUGGCGCAAUGGAAGAGCUCAGAGCGCUCAACUCCCUUGGUUCUCGCUCUGAUUCUCUUGACGUAUCGUGCAGCUCUCUUCGAUGCGUUACCUCUGGACCCCUGGGCCUUGUUGGCGGUGAAAGCUUGCGCCUCGGCCGUGAUCGGGCUCUCGGCACUCAGUUACACACUGAAUAAUAAUCAGAAGGGUUACAGUAACGUUUUCCAUUAGUGUCGGGGGCGGAAAGCCGGAAACACUCAUCGGAAACACCGAAAUCCGCCGACGAACUCCUCGAAUGGUCGAGACGAGAUUCCCAGCCCAAUAGAUCGGAUAGGAGUCCUACUUCCACUUCAAUUGCGCCAGCAUUCGUCACAUUCGAUGUUGUGCAAAGUCAUUAUUGUCAUUAUUCAGACGGUUCGACUUCCAGCGAUUCCAUUGACGAUCAAAGAAUUUUCCCAAAGCCGUAAUCUAACGAACGGAAUGAAUGUAUGAGAGUUACGGAGGGAUCCCUGUCAAAUAAAUGAGAACCAGCAGAG